CCCACCUUUCUCUGUCCAGCGGCUGCAGCUACAGCCUCUCCGGGCUUCCAAGCAGGGGAAGGGAGACGGUGGCAGCCCCCCCAGCCAGCCAGCCAAGCCAGCCAAAGCCGCCUUGGUCCCUCCUGCAGCCGAUUUCAAGGGGCGCAUUCGGGAUGGAGGGCGACUUCCAGUUCCUCUUGUGCCACAGAUGCCAGAGAGAAGCCAAGAACCCCAAACUCCUAGCCUGCUUGCACACCCUCUGCACUCAAUGCCUUGAGGAUUACAAGCCCCUUGGGCAGUGCCCGGUGUGCGGCAGCCCCGCCCAGGCCUCGGACAGAUUUCCACUUCAGGAUAACUUGCUUUUCUCCAGCCUCCAGGCCAAGCUGAACACCUAUCAGAAGAUUGUCAGCAAUCAAGAGCUGGUUUGCAACCUCUGCAAAGAAGCGGCGGAGUUUUGGUGUUCGGAGUGCUUGGAGUUCCUGUGCCUGAAGUGUCAUGAAGCCCACCAGUGGUACUUGAAGCAGAAAAGCCACGAGACCCAACGGCUGGCCGACCUGAGGAAGGAGACGGCCCAGAGUUUUCUCGAAGGGGCGAGGAAGUCUUGUACCCUCUUUUGUGCUGAGCCCACCCACAACAACCAGGUCAUAAGCAUCUAUUGUCGUGGCUGCUGCAAACCGCUCUGUUGCUGUUGUGCCCUGCUCGACGGAGAACAUUACAACGCCAAGCUUUACAGUGACAUCCGCGUGGAAAUUGAGAACCGGAAGCAGGAACUGACCAAGCUGAAGGAGGAGCUGGUGGAGAAGAAGAGGAGUUCCGAGAGUACCCACAACAAUGUCCAUGAGCGACUGAAGAAGCUGGAGAAGGUCCGGAACGAGACCCGUGAGUUGAUCCAGAAGAAGGUGAAGGACAUGGUCCAUUGGAUCCAGAAGAAGGGGGAGGAACUUUUGGAGAAAGUGGACCGGCGUCUCUGCCAGGAGCAAGAAGAAGCCAAGAAGAAGCUGGAGUCCAUGGAGCAGGUCCUCAAGCGAAUGGAGGCCAGCGAGCAGCUGGUGGAGAAGAUGGACCUUUUUGCCUCCGACCAAGAGAUGAUAGACAUGCAUCCCUUCAUCAAGGAGUCCCUGGAGAGGCUCAAGAAAGAGAAGCUGCCUGUUUCCAGCUUUCGGAUCCAAGUGGAGAACUUCGAUGAGGUCCAAAGGGAGCUCCAAACUCUGCUUAAGAGAGUCAAAGGAGAAGAUGCUUUUGGGUGUACAGUUUCCACGCCCGGAUCUUGCAGUUCCAUGGUCAAUUCGGAAAGUCUGCAGAAUGAGAAUCUUCAAGCCAAAUCUCCAGGGAUGAAAAAACAGAGGCCUACGUACACCCUCAGUGUUGCCAAAACAUCGCAGGGCUUUACAACGUCCAUUACCGGUAUCUCACCCACCAAGCGACCAAUAGCCCAGUUGGAGAAGUCCAUCCAGGCUUCUCCCAAGAUGAUGAAGUUGGAAGAACACGACUGUGACGCUCCUGAGGUCACCGACCAGCAAGGCCAGGAGGACGUCCCCAGCUCUCGACAGCAUUCGUUCCGUGAAUCGACGCCAGAGCAUCAGUACAGAGAAGCCGCCAAAUUGUUGGUGCUCAGAGAAGAUUCCCCUCCUGCGAUCUGUGAAUCAGAGGUUGCCAGUAUUGUGAUCAGUAGCUCCGAAGACACCGAAGAUGACGUGUGACCAUCUGCCUGUUCCAGACUGGUUUCCAGUAAGUUGAGCCUGAGUUAGGAGCCACAGGAUGGAUGUACCAUUGGCACUUUUCUCCUAUGCUUCUUCUAAUCACAUCCGUGAAGAGUGAACAGCUGCCUCCGAGCACCAAUUUCGAGCUGUGGUUUCCCUCCAGGGCUUUCUGCAUCAUGGAAAAUGAUGGUCUCUUUUUCCCCUUCCUUCUGCACAGUUUUAUCCAGCCUUUAAUGAUAAGCGCUGAAUCAUGAAUUGCUAAUCUUCUCUGAAUCCACAGGCCUUCUAUGGGUGGCAGAAUCAGGAGGGGCUGCUAAGCAAAGAUAUUUUAUCUCUCUACUCUGCUCCUGGGGUAACUAGAGGAAUUCAAAGUAAAUGAAUUUGUGGGGUUUGGCCUGCCUGGUUUUCUGAUUAUUACCGAAAGUUUGUAUGUCGUACUUUUUUUUUUAAAGGACAAAGAUGCUUCUUUGGGCUUCUUAUAUAUCAUUUUCUUAUCUCUUGUGGGGAGGAUCCUCUCUGGUUAGAAGACAGACGACAAACCAUGUACCUGCUGGCUAAAAUAGAAAUACAAAUCCGGAUGGCUUUUCAAACAGAUCCAAUGAACUCUGAUGGAGGUCAUCAAUGCAAAUUAGGUCGAAUCUCUCAGUUUCCAUAUCCAGUCAGUUUCUCACUGAUUGUUCCUGAAUCCCUUCUGUUUCCUAGUCCUUGUGCUGUUAAAAGAGCCAGUAGCCAAAAUACUCUGGAUCAGGGGUCUCCAACCUUGGCAACUUUAAGACUUGUGGACUUCAACUCUCAGAGUUCCUCAGCCAGCAAAUGGGAGUUGAAGUCCACAAGUCUUAAAGUUGCCAAGGUUGGAGACCCCUGCUCUGGAUUACCCCUAAAGAAACUGAAGGAUCUUGAUUCUUUAGAUUCACGUUGACGGCAAGAUAGGUGGCGAAUAACAUUAACAAAUAAGUAAAAUAAAAUAAAUUCUAAACCAUAGUGUGUGCCCAGUGCAAAAAUGACAUUGGAUGUCACCAUUAAAAGAACCACAUUAGAGUAAUUUACUCUCCCUAAUAAGCCUGAAGAAAGAUGCAGCUAUUUUAAUGAAUCAGCUUAUGAAUGUGCUGUGUUUUAAAACAAUCCCAUGGUUCCUCAAAUUGAAAUUAGGAUUUGGUUUGCUUGCCAGGUUAAACUAGCAUUGGCUUAAUCAAAGAUGGGUGAAUUAACAAGAUUGGCUGGCUUCACGCAGUGCGUUAAGCACUGAGCCAGUUGUGUGUGUGCAUUGCCUUGAAAUUUUUUUGUAAAAAUAAAAAAGGGAUAUAUAUAAGUUAAAUAAGCAGGUUUCACAAGCCAUCGUGGCUAAAUUCUCCCAAUACACUAAGCCAAAACUAAAUAAAGCACAUUAUGACCAGCCUGUGAUUUGUGAAGUUUACUUAUAUUGUGUUUGUGUGGUGUAAAGGCAAGAAACAGCAGGUGGCAGUCUAGCACAGGAAGAAUUUACUUGCCUUGCUUUAGUUCCUUAAAAAAGCAGAAUAUUUGUAGCUCAGGGCUGAAGUGAAAGCUCCUUGGUGCUUCUUCGAGCUUGGUUGCUUUCUUGCAGAUGUUUCAUUACCAAACUAGGCAGCAUUAUCAGUGCUAGAAGGGAGUGGGGUUUGAAGGGAGGAGGAGGAGGACUGUGUGGUCCUUGGUGUUUCUUUGAGCUUGGCUGUUUUCUGGGAGACGUUUCAUUACCCAACUCGGUAACAUCAUCAGGGCUAGAAGGGAUUGGGAUUUGCAGAGAGGAGGAGGAGGAGGACUGUGGGAACUCUAGAAAAAGUGCAGAGGAGAGCAACCAGGAUGAUUUUAUUUUAUUUUAUUUAUUUUAUUAGAUUUAUAAACCGCCCUUCUCCCGAAGGACUCAGGGCGGUGUACAGCCAAAGUAAAAAAGAAACAAUGUACAGUUAAAAUAAAAUUAAAAAACUUAUUAUACAGUAUGGCCGGAAUUAAAACAGUUAAAAAAUCUAAAAAACCCCAAUUAAAACCAGAGAGAAAUUUAAAAUUUAAAACUAAACAAUUUAAGAAAGCCCCGCACGAACAAACAGAUAUGUUUUCAGUUCGCAGCAAAAAGUCCGAAGGUCAGGUAUUUGACGUAAACCAGGGGGAAGUUCAUUCCAAAGAGUGGGGGCCCCCACAGAGAAGGCCCUUCCCCUGGGGGCCGCCAGCCGACAUUGUCUGGCGGACGGCACCCUGAGAAGGCCCUCUCUGUGCGAGCGUACGGGUCGGUGGGAGGCAUGAGGUAACAGAAGGCGGUCCCGUAAGUACCCAGGUCCCAAGCCAUGGAGCGCUUUAAAGAUGGUAACCAGAACCUUGAUUAAGGGAUUGGAGGAUUAGGGGAUUGGAGACUAAAACAUGCGAUGAACGGUUGCAGGAACUGGGCCUGGCUAGUCUAGUGAAGAGAAGGACCAGGGGAGACAUGAUAGCAGUCUUCCAAUAUUUGAGGGGCUGACACAGAGAGGAGGAAGGGGAUCAAGCUGUUUUCCAAAACACCCAAAGCCCAAACAAGGAAGAAUGGAUGGAAACUGAACAAGGGGAGAUUCAACCUGGAAAUAAGGAGAAAUUUUCUGACAGUGAGAACCAUCAAUCAAUGGAACAGAAGUUGCCUUCGGGAGCUUCAUCACUGGAAGCUUUCAAGAAGAGACUGGACUGCCCCCUGU
Ahaetulla prasina is the source of this 4354-nucleotide messenger RNA. RefSeq names its product PML nuclear body scaffold (gene PML). Gene Ontology annotation, cellular component: chromatin; nucleoplasm; PML body. Gene Ontology annotation, molecular function: zinc ion binding; ubiquitin-protein transferase activity. The record is from RefSeq and is a predicted model, not a curated record. The transcript is spliced from 8 exons. NCBI's taxonomy places the organism in Eukaryota, Metazoa, Chordata, Lepidosauria, Squamata, Colubridae. Gene Ontology annotation, biological process: PML body organization; positive regulation of DNA-templated transcription; intrinsic apoptotic signaling pathway in response to DNA damage. Bases 153 to 1679 code for a protein of 508 amino acids.